Messenger RNA from Dryobates pubescens (Downy woodpecker), 942 nucleotides. RefSeq names its product cyclin N-terminal domain containing 1 (gene CNTD1). Gene Ontology annotation, biological process: reciprocal meiotic recombination. Lineage: Eukaryota; Metazoa; Chordata; Aves; Piciformes; Picidae. The record is from RefSeq and is a predicted model, not a curated record. The coding region runs from base 1 to 942 and encodes 313 amino acids. Gene Ontology annotation, cellular component: site of double-strand break. The transcript is spliced from 7 exons.
AUGGGGUCCCAGAUGCGAGCCAUGUCCCGGCACCACCACCCGGGGCCUGUUUUCGGCCAGUUCUCUCCGGAGAUGGUGGAGGAGACGUUGAUGCAGCUGGCCAUGGAGAAUGAGCAACACCUGAGCGAGCUGUCGGAUCAGGCUGGGUCCUUCAAAGAGACGCAGAUAGUGGAAUUCAUAUUCUUGUUGGCUGAGAAGUGGCACCUGGACCAGCCAGCGAGGUACCGAGCAGUGGAGCUGCUUGAAAGGUUUAUGAUCAAGCAAGUAGAACAAAUCUGUGAGUCCUCCAGAGACAAUGUCAGAAGCCACGAACAAGGAGAAGGGAGCAGCUGGAGCUCUCUGAAGGAUCAGAUCUGCGACACCUUUGUGCUGCGACUGGUGUCAUGCGUUCAGCUCGCGAGCAAACUCUCCUUGCACUAUAAUAUAGUUAACAGUGACACAGCUUUACAAUUUCUGCAGUCCUUAAAGUACUCCUACACGAAGCAGGAGCUGCUGGAGUCAGAGCUGGCUGUUCUGAAAACUCUGCACUUCCAGAUCAAUGUGUCCACACCCUUGGCUUAUGUGGAAUUGCUUCUGGAGGUCUUAGGAUAUAAUGGGUGCCUGCUUCCAGUGAAGCCAUUGCAUCAGAUGUGUGUGCAGCUGCUGGACUUCUCCUAUCUCACCAGGGAGCUCAUCUACAACACCCUGCUGGAGAUUGCCGUCGAAAAUUCAACACCAAGCCAGCUGCAGGUGGCAAAGUUCCUGGCAGUAAAGGAGGAUUCCAUGCUGCUGGCUGUGGGGAUCAUCAGCACCAGCAUGUUCAUCCUGGAGCCCAGGCACUGGGCACAGGUUGUAGAGCACUUGAGCUCUGUCACUGGCAUUACUUCACAAAGCAUCUCAGAGUUCUCCUAUGCAGUGCUGAAGCACAUUGUGGGCAGCCCCACUCCACAGCAGCACUUCUAG